UUGUUGAAGGCGUCAGGGAAGUCCCGUUAUUUCACUGUUGGCGGCAGGAAAUCGAUCGGCGUUCCGUAAUCCGUUGCACGAGCGAGUCCGCGACGAGCGCGAAGAUGGAGACGCCGUUGAUCGCGGAAGAAGGGAGGGGAUUCGCGUCUGGCCUCACGGCUGCCUUCUCUAGUCGAAGACGGCAGCAGAGCGGCGUCCACCAGAGGCGCAGGUCGUUCUUCUCGAGGGACGAUGCCUUAACCUUGGGAGAUAACUACCAGAAGGCCGCGGCUCUUGUGGAUCUGGCAGAUGACGGUGUUGGUCUUCCAGAGGAAAUUUUAAAUGACAAAAGAUUUGAAAAAGCUGCAAAGUUCUACUUCAUUUACAUUCGCUUGGAUUUGCUAUGGUCACUUAAUCUUUUUGCCAUAGUUGUACUCAACUUUCUUGAGAAACCGCUAUGGUGUCAAAAGAAUGGCAGCGAUGUUUGUGUUGAAAGGAAGUAUUAUUUCCUUGGACAGCUGCCUUAUCUAAAUGAAAGGCAGUCCCUUACUUAUGAGGGGAUAACACUUCUCAUUCUCACAAUUUAUAACUUGUUUCCACUUGCUUAUGAGGGUCUUCAUCGUUACUGGGAGAACAAUUUGAACAAGUUAAAGGUGGUGCUUUUGUUAGUUUUAGUUUGUGAUAUGCUGGUAUAUUCUCUCUGUCUCUCGAAUGUGCUCAUUUUUUUAUUGCCUUUGAGAGUUGCGCCCUAUGUUCGCAUAAUCUUUGUUAUUUUAUCAGUCAGGCACUUGUAUGGAUGUAUGCUAACACUAGCUGGAAUGGCUGGCACAUACCUUAAUAUCUUGGCUCUUUCCACGUUGUUCCUCUUGUUUUCCAGCUGGUUAGCUUAUGUAAUAUUUGAGGACACAGAACAGGGGGAAUCCAUGUUUACUUCCUAUGGGACCACAUUAUAUCAGAUGUUUGUAUUGUUCACCACAUCAAACAAUCCAGAUGUAUGGGUUCCUGCCUACAAGAGUUCACGUUGGUCUUGCAUAUUUUUUGUUCUUUAUAUUCUGCUGGGUGUCUAUUUCCUCACAAACCUUAUUCUUGCUGUUGUUUAUGAUAGCUUCAAGAACCAGCUUGCAAAACAAGUUUUUCAGAUGGACCUAAUGAGAAAAAACAUCUUGGAAAAGGCAUUCAAUCUUAUAAAUGUUUCUGGCUAUUUGAACAAGCAACAAUGUAGUCAUCUAUUUGAAGAAUUGAAUGAAUAUCGGUCUUUGCCAAAAAUUUCAAAAGAAGAUUUUGAAUUGAUAUUCGAGGAGCUUGAUGACAGUGGUGAUUUCAAGAUUAAUUUGGAAGAGUUCACUGAUCUUUGCAAUGCUAUUGCAUUACGGUUCCAAAGAGAAGCUGUACCAUCAUGGUUUGAGAACUAUCCAACAUUUUACCGAUCACGUCCGUGCGAAAUGUUAAAGGCAUUUGUUCGCAGCACAACAUUUGCUAAUAUUGUGGGGUUUGUGCUUAUAAUCAACCUAGUUGCUGUUGUAAUUGAAACAACGCUUGACAUACAGAACAGUUCUGCUCAAAAAUUUUGGCAAGAAAUUGAGUUUUUCUUUGGAUGGAUUUACGUAUUGGAGAUGGCUUUGAAAAUCUUUUCCUUUGGCUUUGACGCUUAUUGGAUGGAUGGGCAAAAUCAAUUUGAUUUUGUGAUUACAUGGACAAUUGUUAUAGGAGAGACUUUGACUUUUGCCUCCCCGUCUACGUUUCCUUUUCUUUUGAAUGGAGAAUGGAUUCGCUACCUUUUGAUUGCUAGGAUGCUAAGAUUAUUGAGGCUUCUGCAACAUGUCAAGCAGUACAAAGCAUAUGUGACAACUUUCCUGACUCUUAUUCCUAGUUUGAUGCCAUACCUUGGGACUAUAUUUUGUGUGCUAUGCAUUUAUUGCUCACUUGGAGUACAGCUUUUUGGCGGGAUUGUAAAUGCUGGAAACACUGAACUGGCGUCUACAGAUCUUUCUGAUAGCGACUAUUUGCUUUUUAAUUUCAAUGAUUACCCAAAUGGGAUGGUAACACUGUUUAAUUUGCUCGUGAUGGGAAAUUGGCAAGUAUGGAUGCAGAGCUACAGUGAAUUGACUGGAACAUAUUGGACACUUAUAUACUUCAUCAGUUUCUACCUAAUAACAGUCUUGCUGCUUCUUAAUUUGGUUGUUGCUUUCAUAUUAGAGGCGUUCUUUGCUGAAAUGGAUCUUGAAUCAGCCAAUGAACCUAAUGAGGAUGCGCCUGAAAGGAAGGGAAGACGACGACUUACUGGUGCAAGCUCGAGAAACCGCACAGUUGAUAUCCUCCUCCAUCGAAUACUAAGUGCCGAGCUAGAGGAAAGCCAGAAUGCUGAAGCAUAGCUCAACUAUUUACUCUACAAAGGUCACUAGAUAUGCUGAACCAUAAAAUGAUUCUUUAUACUUCAACAAUAGUGUGCACUGAUGUAGUUUGUUAUCUGCUCUACAUUUCAAUUCUUUUCUUAGAGUGAUGCUUGUUUUGCGACUAAUUUGUGUUCGAAUUAAUCGAGACCGGUAUGUUAGUUCAACCCUAACAAUCUUGGGAGAAUCAGGCUCAAUUGUAGAAAUAAAAUAUCAAUUACCCUUGAGCUUAA
Messenger RNA from Zingiber officinale, 2602 nucleotides. RefSeq names its product two pore calcium channel protein 1. The record is from RefSeq and is a predicted model, not a curated record. Gene Ontology annotation, molecular function: voltage-gated calcium channel activity; calcium ion binding. The coding region runs from base 105 to 2351 and encodes 748 amino acids. Gene Ontology annotation, biological process: transmembrane transport; calcium ion transport. The transcript is spliced from 23 exons. Lineage: Eukaryota; Viridiplantae; Streptophyta; Magnoliopsida; Zingiberales; Zingiberaceae. Gene Ontology annotation, cellular component: plant-type vacuole; vacuolar membrane.